UUUUAUUUUAAUUUAAUUACAGCCUUACAACGUAAUGUCAAAUUUGAGGAGGUUUUGGUAAAACGGGCACGUCAUGUUAUUACGGAAAUUAAGCGAACACUAGAGGCUGCUGAUGCAUUGAAAAACCAUGAUUUUAAAAAGAUGGGUGAACUAAUGACAAAGUCACAUGUGUCACUACGUGAUGAUUUUCAAGUAUCAUGCAUAGAACUGGAUGUUCUUGUCGAUGCGGCCAUUAAUUGUUCUGGUGUUUUGGGAUCACGUAUGACUGGCGGUGGCUUUGGUGGCUGUACUGUAACACUCUUGCAACGCAAUGCUGUUGAUAAUGUUGUUGCCACAAUGCGUGAGAAUUUCAUUAAGAAAUUCAAUAAAACUGCUGCUGAUGGUAUUGAAUUUUAUAUUUGCACACCAAGUCAAGGAGCUAGAAAAAUACAAUUGUAAAUAAAAGUACCAACUGUGAAGUGCCACCAUUACCAACCAACCAAACAGCGCACGCAGUGAAUAGUGUUUGACAAAAAAAAAAAAAACAUAUUUAGAAUUGAGUAAAAAGGGUUUUAGAUAGUAAAUAUAUUUCUAUGCAUUUAUGUAAAAGGUCUAAAUGUAAUUGUUUCUGUGUUAGAUUUAAAUUGUCCAAUGAAAAGUAAAAGAAAAAAAAAUAAAACAUUAAAAAGUUGUA
Lucilia cuprina (Australian sheep blowfly) is the source of this 673-nucleotide messenger RNA. RefSeq names its product galactokinase-like. The transcript has 2 exons. Gene Ontology annotation, molecular function: galactokinase activity. The coding region runs from base 142 to 438 and encodes 98 amino acids. Gene Ontology annotation, cellular component: cytosol. Lineage: Eukaryota; Metazoa; Arthropoda; Insecta; Diptera; Calliphoridae. The record is from RefSeq and is a predicted model, not a curated record. Gene Ontology annotation, biological process: galactose metabolic process.